Condylura cristata (star-nosed mole) is the source of this 1536-nucleotide messenger RNA. It is a transcript of the gene ZNF275, whose product is annotated as zinc finger protein 275. NCBI's taxonomy places the organism in Eukaryota, Metazoa, Chordata, Mammalia, Eulipotyphla, Talpidae. Gene Ontology annotation, biological process: regulation of transcription by RNA polymerase II. The record is from RefSeq and is a predicted model, not a curated record. The coding region runs from base 1 to 1536 and encodes 511 amino acids. Gene Ontology annotation, molecular function: RNA polymerase II cis-regulatory region sequence-specific DNA binding; DNA-binding transcription factor activity, RNA polymerase II-specific. The transcript is spliced from 8 exons.
AUGCGCAUGGUGCUAAGGGGUGGCCGCAGCAAGCCCAGAAGACUCCAGCCAGCGUCGGCCCGUGGCAUCCUCGCCAGCUACCGCGGGCUUCCUAUCCUCUUCAAGCUCCGGGCCCACAGGCCGCCGUCCCCCGGCCUCGGGCUGGACCUGGGUGUCUGUGAGUGGCCUGGCUGGCCAGGGCAGCGGCAGCUCGACGUCUCCACCUGCUGGCUGCCCUGUGCGCGGCGGCCACACCUGGGCACACCUGGGCACGGGCAGAGCAGGGACAUGGGCAAACGCUGCAGAUCUGGGAAGCAACAGAGAACCACGAGGAGCAAGGCCCUGGCGGGGCGUCUGCUGCCUGCGAACCCAGACGACUGGCAGCACCUCGGGGGCCUCCACACCGCACUGAACACGGAAUGGAGCACCGUGGAGGACCGGGGGCCCUUGGCUGCGUGCGCGCCAGGGGCCCGAGCGACCCGCCUGAUCGUGCUCAGUGGUUCUGAGCCGCUGCCCGCCGUCCCUCCAUCCCUCCGUCUCCUUGGGAGCCCCAGGUUUGAGCCCUGUCUCGGUCCUCACCUGUACCGAGCACUCGCUGCCAGACCCUCCCCUGGCUCCAGCCUGCGUAUUCUGACGGCACCUCGGCGGCCCGGCAUAAUGGGAGAAGACGCCAGGCCACAGGAGGCUGCAGCCACCAGCUCCCCCAGGGCCAGUGAGCCGGGCCCCAAGGUCCAGCAGCCUGGGGAGUCGGCGGCGCCGGGAACCAGCCCGCAGCAGCUGCCGGUGGAACAUCACUUCGCGUGCAAGGAGUGUGGGGCCGCCUUCCGCCUCAAGGUCCUCCUGGUGCAACACCAGCGCGUGCACAGUGAGGAGAAGGGCUGGGAGUGCGGCGACUGCGGGCGCGUCUUCAGGGGGGUGGCCGAGUUCAACGAGCACCGCCAGAGCCACGUGGCCGCGGAGCCCCGGCCGGGGCCCAGCCGCGCAGCCGGGGCGCCGGAGACGGGCGAGCAGAUGGAGCGCGAGGCCAAGCCCUUCGCCUGCGAAGAGUGUGGCCGGCGCUUCAAGAAGAACGCAGGCCUGAGCCAGCACCUGCGGGUGCACAGCCGCGAGAAGCCCUUGGCCUGCGAGGAGUGCGGGCGCGGCUUCAAGGCCUGUCAAGGGCUCGUCGCAUUGGGAACCGAGGCUGCUGCUUCCCCUGUUCUGGCCGAGUCCCACCUGGCCGUCAACGCCUGCUUGAUGCGGCGCCUGCUGUUUGCUAAGAUGCUGCGGCACAACGGCCCACUAGCGCUGGUCCGCUCGCCUGCCGCCACGCUCAGCCCGGGCUGUGUGUUCACGCUCAAGAGGAAGAUCCUCUCGGAAGCCGGCCCUCGGCCUCUCGGAAGCCGGCCCUCGGCACCCCCGCCUAGGGAAGCGGUGGAGAUGACGGGCCAGAUCAUCCACUGGGUGCGGGAGGACCCGUCGGGGCUGGGCCACCACUGCCCGCCACCCCUUGAGGCCCCUCAUCACCCACAAUCACAGAACUGGGGACUGGUGGCCUCUUUUACAUACAAGACAUAA